Molecule: messenger RNA, 903 nt
Organism: Solanum verrucosum
Lineage: Eukaryota; Viridiplantae; Streptophyta; Magnoliopsida; Solanales; Solanaceae
Exons: 5
Coding region: 1-903 (300 amino acids)
Source: RefSeq, a predicted model, not a curated record
AUGCCUCCACGAAGAGCAGUCAGAGGUCGUUCUUCUAGGAGAAAUAUCGAGGAACAAGGGGUUCCUAAUGCACUAGAAGUGCAACCCCAAGGAGAGGUCACCAAGGCUGAAUUCCGUGAAGCUAUUCGGAUGUUAAGUCAAGUUGCGACCUAUCAAGUUGGAGAGAGAGAUAAUCGACAGGAAGUGGCUAGUACUUCAAGGAUCCGUGAGCUUUUAAGGAUGAACCCACCAAGCCUCACAGGUUCAAGUGUCACUGAGGAUUCAGAGAACUUCAUUGAGGACCUGAAAAGGGUAUUUGAUGUGAUGCAUGUUGCUGAUGCGGAGAGGGUGGAACUAGCAUACCAAAUGAACGGCGUCGCUAGAAUCUGGUUCAACCAAUGGAAAAAGAAUAGGGUUGAGGAUGCAGCAAUAGUGACUUGGGAUGUGUUUGAGAGUGCUCUCAUGGGGUGUUUCUUUCCCCGUGAGUUGCGAGAAGCAAAGAUAAAAGAGUUUCUCACCCUUAAUCCGGAGUCUAUGAGUGCUCAUGAGUACAUCAAGCAAGGAAGGCAAGGCAGCUAUGCUGAUAAGGAAUAUGGACCUAGCAAGGCUUAUGAUCCAUGUAGUAUUGCACAAAGUGGUAGUAAGCCUCCUGCAUGUACUAAGUGUGGUAGGAACCACUCAUGGAUGUGGCGUGAUGGCUCCACUAGUUGUUUCAAGUGUGAUCAGAAUGGUUAUUUUAUGAGGGAGUGUCUUGAGAACAGGCAGAGUAAUGGUAAAGAGGGUAAUAAGGCCCAGUCUUCUUCAGUUGCUUCACCAGAUAGAGGUGCACCUAGAAGAGCUACUUCAGACCCAGGAGGGAGUUUACCUUUUAAAGAGUUUAUCGUGAUUGUUUCAUUUUCGUCAAUCAUAGUAGUACCAUGGUAG